AUAGUAGCGGAUAUAUAUCUUGACUUUCCCUAACGUCUUUGGCUAAACCGGCUGUUGGUUGUUUACACCCAAAUAACGUUAAAACAACUUCACAAACGAACCCAGAAUCAGGUUGUUUUUAUACUAUUUUCUUCAAGAAUCGUCUUCAGAAGCUCGUCCACUAACAGCUGAAGAUGAGGAGGACCGCAGGAGGAGGAGGAGGAGGAGAUGAGGAAGCUCCCCGGCAGAACGGCUCUGCCGGCCGGAGGAGAGGAGAACAGAGUGACGGGGACGACGGGGACUAUGACCCAGCUGACCUGCAAGACGACGACCAUGACCCGGGACUCAGGAGAGAGAUACGGAGCAAGUACAGAGACCUCAUCAACUCGGUGCAACAGAAUAGGGAAGAUAUGCUGAAACCCUCCAACAACAAGCUCACAGAAGUUUUAGAAGAGGCCAACAAACUUUUUAAAGAUGUCCGGCAGACGAGAGAAGCAGCUCUGGACGCCCAGCUCCUCGUUGUGGCCACAGAUCUGGGAAAGGAGAAAGCCAGCCAGCUGUUCGCCGAGGGCACUGCUUUCGAUCCCACUGCUUUUGCUGAGCACCUUCUGUCCUUCAUGGGUCUCAACCGGCUAGAGGACGGGGAGGAUGAGCAGCACAAUGGAGGAGCAGUCGAUGGCUACCUGCCCCAGGAUGCUUGGCACCGAGUGGCCCAGAGAGCACAGUGCUGUUUCAGGGCAGCGCCGUCCUUCCACUACAUGAUGGGUUCGUUCCACGCAGAGCCGCCUCCUCCGAAGCAGAAGAUAGAACGGCAAAGGAAGGCACCUAGCAAGGAAGCCAAAAGGAUAAUGCCUACUCAGCUGAAGAGAAUGGAGUCAUCCCAUCAAGAAGCGACAGAGAAAGAGGUGGAAAGGAUCCUGGGAUACCUGAAGAGUUAUUACCAAGAUGAGCCAACAUCACCGAUAUCGUAUUACGAGUUCGUCGUCGACCCCACCUCGUUUUCCCGGACAGUUGAGAACAUUUUCCACAUGUCGUUUCUAAUCAGGGAUGGGUUGGCACGGAUGUACAUGGAUAGUGAUAAAUUGCCUUGUAUAGCGCCUGUAGAGGAGGGAGAGGUGGAAGCUGGAGGAUCAUGCAGCCGUAAACAGUGCAUCGUCUCUAUCAGCCCAAAAAUAUGGAAGGAGCUCGUAGAAGCCUUCGACAUCAGUGACACAAUGAUUCAUCCUCCAAACACGCAGAAUGAGUGAUGGACCCUGGCACUUUAUGUUAGCUGAAACCAGACAUUGUUUUUAGGUGUGUCACUGUUUUUUUUAAAUUUCUAAAAAAUAAAAGCAAAUUGUUUGAAAUUUGUAAAGGUAAAAAUGUCCAGUGUAGGUCACUCUUGUAAAAACAUAUCAUAGUGACUUGAGAUCCUUAUUACUCAGUCACACAUUUUGUUUUAAUUUCUACUUGUUACUGUUUUUAGAAGUUUGAAUAAUAAAAGAGAAAGAAGAGAAA
Messenger RNA from Sebastes umbrosus (honeycomb rockfish), 1476 nucleotides. RefSeq names its product NSE4 homolog A, SMC5-SMC6 complex component (gene nsmce4a). The coding region runs from base 174 to 1226 and encodes 350 amino acids. Gene Ontology annotation, biological process: DNA repair. Lineage: Eukaryota; Metazoa; Chordata; Actinopteri; Perciformes; Sebastidae. The transcript has 11 exons. Gene Ontology annotation, cellular component: nucleus; Smc5-Smc6 complex. The record is from RefSeq and is a predicted model, not a curated record.